AUGGCAGCCUCAGCCGGUGAAACCGCCGUCACGUACGAGCAAUUGCAAGAUCUCGAGAAAGACUUCGAGGAGGUCGAGGUCGAGAUAAUUCGUCAGCAAUUCGCUCUCACCAAGGAUCUGUACGAGAAGCGACAGCAGACAAUCGCUCAGAUCCCCAACUUCUGGCCCUUGGUCUUCGAGCAGGCCCCGCCCGAGGUGGACCAGUACAUCCAGCCGUCUGACUCGGCAUUGCUCUUGUCUUCCCUCACAUCCGUCUCGGUCUCCCGCUUUGAAAUCGAGAAUGGCGGUAAGGGUGACCCUCGCAGUGUUGCCAUCAAGCUCGAGUUCAGCGAGAACGAGUACUUUGAGGAUCGCGUCAUCGAGAAGAAAUUCUGGUACCGUCUCUCCAAGUCCGGCUAUGGGUCGCUCGUCAGUGAGCCUGUCCCUAUCAAGUGGAAGCCCGGUAAAGACUUGACCUCGGGCCUGCUCGACCUGGUCAUGGCCGUCUGGGAGCAGGAAAAGAAGAAGGGCGUGUCUGGAAGCGGCACCAUCCGGGAGGAGGACUUCACGCCCGAGCAGAAGGCGCUGAAGAAGAAAAUUGAUAACACCAGUCUUGGCGGCAUGAGCUUCUUCGCUUGGUUCGGAUUCCGAGGCUUGAGAACCUCUGCUGAGGAAAGCAAGAUGGCGACGGAGAAGGAGAAGGAGAAACAACGUCUCAGAGCUGAAGGAAAGGAGGUCCCUACCCACGACGAAGAUGAGGAUGAGGAUGAGGAGGAAGACGACGACCCUAUGCCCCUCGAGAUAUUCACCGAUGGAGAGGAACUUGCUGUCACUUUCAGCGAGGAUCUCUGGCCCGGCGCCAUCAAGUACUUCACACAAGCGCAGGACAAUGACGCUGCUAGUGACGCCGACUUUGAAGACGAUGAGGAUGAGGACAUGGAGGAUGACGAAGCUCCUGAGUUGGUCGAGGCCAAUGCAGGUUCCCCGCCUCCGUCCAAGAAGCGCAAGGCAUAG
Molecule: messenger RNA, 993 nt
Organism: Pseudomassariella vexata
Lineage: Eukaryota; Fungi; Ascomycota; Sordariomycetes; Amphisphaeriales; Pseudomassariaceae
Product: nucleosome assembly protein
Exons: 3
Coding region: 1-993 (330 amino acids)
Biological process (GO): nucleosome assembly
Cellular component (GO): nucleus; chromatin
Molecular function (GO): histone binding; chromatin binding
Source: RefSeq, a predicted model, not a curated record